AGUAAUUUUAUAUUAUUUGUAUUUAAAGUGCUAAUGUUAGGACAGUGUUUUCUGGAACUAAAAUCUCACUAAAAUGAUGAGUUUCCUUUCAAGAGCCUGAGCAGCCAGGGUUAGGCUACAUGCUGCCUGUGAGCUUAUCCGACCAGAGUGAACCUUCAUGGCUAUAUCCUUUUUAUCUCCUCUGGUGUAGAUACGUAAGUGGUGUAAGUGUAGAUAUUUGAUGAAUGUAACUUUAUAAAGUUUCAUGUAUGCUGUACUUUAUUCUGUCUCAUGAUCUACCUUUAAAAUAAAAUACAGUGCUUUGAGAGCAGAGACCUAUUAACAAAUUAUAGACACCAGAACAAGUUUGGAAAUACUUAAAACAAUUUCAUGAUUUGUGGAGACUGUCUUUAGUAGAUUUUGCGGCAGUCAUGUUGCUGCUCUGUCAGAGCUUAGACUUGGCUUGAUUUCAGUUUUAAUCUAUACCCCAUUUUUCUAACGUUUUGUUUUCCCCUGCUUUCUAUUUGUUUUGCUAAUAUUUUAACCAAAGGCUGACACUAGAAGCUUUCUUUAUCUUGCACUUCCCCUGUAGGUGAGUGCCAGUAUCUUUGCCUGAGUGGGGAGAGGAGGGAGCACUUGAGAUCCUACUCUAUUUCUUUCCCUGUAGCAUGAAAGCAAUUUUUAACCAACCUUUAGAAAGAAAGCAAAACUUGUCCUCAGGCAAACUCACACUUGGUGCAGCUUCUUAGAAAGCUUUGCUCCUUAAAGAAUACUGAUUGCGCUACUCACUUUCAAGCAGGGAGGAGAAGCUCUUUGUCUGGAGCCAAAGAGAAAAUGAAAUAGCAGCGCAGGAGGGGUGGCCAUGGUGCUGGCAGCCCUGCUGGCAGCUCUCUCACCUGCAAACAGCCAUGCAUUUGCCAACCUGGCGCUCAGCGUUGUCCCUGCAGGGAACAGUUUCUCCUCCUCUGGCUGGUCUGUGGGGUGGGCUUGGGGCACUCCGUCCUACAACGGCUGAGGGCUUAGCAGAAGGGAUGAGCUGCAACUCAAGAAAUCAUGCGUGGUGCUCUCAUUGCAUAGGAACCUAAUAACGCUGUGAACGAGACAGGUGACUGUUUGAUGGUGAACAGAGUCCUAGAAAAGUAUUACCUUUCUACCCUGUACAGCCUUGAGUUCAUUUUAGGCUUCAUUGGAAACACCGUCGUUGUGUUCGGCUAUAUUUUCUGCCUGAAAAACUGGAAAAGUGGCAACAUCUACCUGUUCAAUUUAUCAUUAUCAGAUUUAUUAUUUCUGUGUACUCUUCCAAUUCUUGUGAACAACUACUCCAGAGAUCAAUGGAUAAAGGACAGCAUCCUGUGCCGCAGCAACAGAUUCCUGCUGCAUGCAAACCUGUACAGCAGCAUCCUUUUCCUCACUCUUAUCAGUAUUGACCGAUACAUGCUGAUAAAAUACCCUUUCAGAGAACAUUUUCUACAGAAGAGGAAAAUGGCCCUUAUUGUGUCUGCUGCCAUAUGGAUCGGGGUGAUACUGGAACUGCUGCCUCUGAUGUAUUUCCUGGAGGCUACAAUGUCUGCUGAUAAUUACAAGUGUCUUGAUUACGCAAGCUCUGGAGAUCCUGUGAAAAACCUCAUCUAUAGCAUGUUCCUGACUGUCUUUGGGUUCCUUAUCCCUCUCUUGAUUAUGUGCUGCUUCUAUGUGAAGAUGGUUCUUUUUCUUAAAAACAGGAGCGAGCAACUUAGUUCUCUUCUGACACUUGAAAAACCUCUCACUUUAGUCAUCCUCACAGUGGUUAUCUUCUCAUUGCUCUUUACUCCCUAUCAUGUAAUGCGCAAUGUCCGACUUGCUUCCCGAAUACCAGCCUUGAAUGUCUCUGUGUGCACGCAGGGCGUCAUCAAUGCUGUUUACGUCAUCACAAGGCCUAUUGCAUUUUUAAAUAGUGCCAUUAAUCCUGUUUUCUAUUUCUUAAUGGGGGACCACUUCAGAGAGAUGUUGAUGGCAAAAAUAAGGCAGCUCUUGAGCAGAUUGACAACCACUGGCAAAUGAAUGAAUAAGGAGACUUAUUGUAAUGGGAGACAGCAAAGAGGAAACUCUCUUAGCGACAGCAUUCACCAAUGUACAGUGCCUUUUUUUUGGGGGGGGGGGUGUUUUGGUUGGGGGUUUUUUGGUUUUUUGGGUUUUUUUAGAUAACUUUAUGCUAUAGAGCAUUUGUGAGCUGAUUGUGUUUCUCUGAAUGCACUUGUUAACUUAUUGGACAGGAGAUGUCCUUCUGCUAAUCUGACUCGAGCAAAUUAGAAGUGAUGCUUAUUCACAUCAGUACAGCAGGAAACCAUGCUCUCAUAGCAGAAUACCUUAUGGCCUAUUUAUUCUGUAAAUAAAAGAUCAUCAUGGUAGUUCUUAGAGAGAAAAUAUGUUUGCAAACUCUGCAUCUCCUGGGAGGUUUACCUUUCAGAAUAAAUAACUGUGAAAAUUUACCUUUCCAGCUGAUUUGGCAAGGGUUGGCAUCUCAGAUGUGGCAAAAAAGGAGGGUAUGCAAAGGGCUGGGUGGUAUUGCAGAAGGGAGGCAGUGACUAGGUUGCUAUUUUUGUUUGUAACAAGCGCGAGGAGUGCAGAAAGCUGUAAGGUUCAGCUGCUGGUUCUACAACCACUUCAUGGAAGCUCUGAGACAGCAUAGGCAUGUGUGUGUGGAUAGGUACUUUCACACUUUGAUAUUAAAGCUAGAUACAGCUUGCAGAAAUGAAAAUAAGAAAAUCUAUCAUUUUAGUUCUUAAUUGAGAUUUGCCUUCAUAUAUCACUGGGACAACAGUAAUUUUUGCAGUCACUUUUCAAAGUAUAAACUUAUUUAACUUUAGUGUGAUUAUCUACAAGCGUGAGCAGAAUGUAUAGCUGAAGCAGAAUUUGGACCUUGCAGUUCUAACUUUAACGGUUCCAAUAAUGAAAUGGGGCUAAUAAAGAACCAGUUAUCUGUCUUAACAUCCUGCACAAUUGGCUGACCUGACUUCAAAUUUGAAGGGUGCAGAGAUGGAUGAAGUGAUUAGCUCGUACAAGGUUGGGCUGUGGAAGGACCUGUUGAGAGCGGAGAGUGGGCUGGGCAGAGCAUGGGCAGCAGUGCAAGCAGGGCAGGGGCAGCCCUCUCAGGCCUCUCCUCCCCUGCGUUCCAGCAGGCACUGGAGGAGCCUCUGGUGAAGCACAAGGUGAGCACUGCCAGGAGCUCCCUUUUCCCCUGGGUGUGGAGAAAGGACCGCCCGUAAUGUCUCAUCAGAGACAACUUUAGUUCUGCUUUCUGAUGUGUUGUUCACCUGCAACACACUUAACUGUGUCAGUGAUACCUACCUGCCUGACCAAAACCUGCACAUCCUGUUUAAAAAAAAAAAAAAAAAAGAAAAAGAAAAAAGAAAAAGCCUCCUUUGUGUUGAGUGGUUUGUUUUAUAUGCUGUUUUCUUUAAUGUCCAUUGAAUUGAAGCCUUUUUCCCGUUAACAGUUAGACCCUAAAAGUCUGUGAACAAAAGUACUUAUUUGGCUCGAUUUGAGGGAUAAAGUAGCUGCUUCCCUCUGCAAGUAUCUUGCAGCAAUACCCACGUCAGUGUUGCUCUGGGGUUUCAUGGUUCCAUGCCCAAGCACCCAUGGGGGGUUCCGUGGGGAUUCCUCCGAGCUCAGGGUAAUGCUGCUGCUGCUGCUGAUCCUGGUGAUACAGCGGGAAGGAUCUUGCUGUUGCAUCACAAGAGACUCUCCAGCACAGCUCCCUGAGAAGUUUGCCAUGGGAGGGUUGGUCCCAUCCCCCAGUAGUGCUGCUGGCUAAAGCCAUCACUUCAUUUCUGCUGGCAGCAGUUCCUGUGCUGGAACAGCAAGGAUGAGGGGCUGGAAACAACAGCCAGCCUGCGCCAGUGGGGAGAGGACGUCGGGGAGUGCCAAUCAGAGUUUUGACCAGAAAGAAAUGUGUGUAAAUCCUGAUGUUCUCCCUUCUGUUUGCUUUGUAACAAAUCUUUACACAUAAAUCACUAAAUCACUCUCUGUCAGUGGUGGAAAAAAGAUCCAUCAUAUGUGUUAUGGCAGCGUGGCCUGGGGCAGAUAAGGCUGCAAUUGACGUUAUAAAUACCUCCUGGUUUCGUAAGGACCUUUGUAUGUAGCACCAAAAGGCAAUUAUUCAGCUGGGUGUGAUACUGCACAUGUUCAUCCCAAUACACAGGAAGCUAAGAGCAAAAUUUCCAAAAGCAGGUUAAAUAUUCCCAUUUUAAAGUUGGUGUCUAAUUCACUAAAGAGGAAUUUUGUUCCAGGGAAAGUACCAUACAGCAAUAAAUAUUAAGCUGAAACACCUUCAGUAGGCUCCUCUUCGCCUUUUGUAGCGGACAGAGCAGGACUUUUCAAAGAAGUGUUUAUUUUCUAAAACUAAGCAAUUUGGGGCUUUUCUGUAUCAGCUCAGUGGCUUCUUUUUCUUGUGAAUGGGCUUAUAUGAUGCACAAGAGUAGUUUCUGUUUUUUCAAAAUAUGCUCACAGUCCCAUAGAAGUGGAAAGGCCAUGUACACUCCAUGUACUGAAUUUUUUUCCCACGUUAGAGAUUUGUGGUUGUCAGCUCCUACAUCUGACUAUUUGCUUUGACUGCUGCCAUCCGUCUUGGGCUUGAGAGAGAAUGUGAAAAGAGAAAUUUUACUUUUUUAACACAAA
Strigops habroptila (Kakapo) is the source of this 4635-nucleotide messenger RNA. RefSeq names its product succinate receptor 1 (gene SUCNR1). Gene Ontology annotation, molecular function: G protein-coupled receptor activity. Gene Ontology annotation, cellular component: plasma membrane. The transcript is spliced from 2 exons. NCBI's taxonomy places the organism in Eukaryota, Metazoa, Chordata, Aves, Psittaciformes, Psittacidae. Gene Ontology annotation, biological process: G protein-coupled receptor signaling pathway. The record is from RefSeq and is a predicted model, not a curated record. Bases 1096 to 2019 code for a protein of 307 amino acids.